Pongo pygmaeus (Bornean orangutan) is the source of this 3049-nucleotide messenger RNA. RefSeq names its product ras homolog family member T2 (gene RHOT2). Gene Ontology annotation, molecular function: calcium ion binding; GTP binding; GTPase activity. Lineage: Eukaryota; Metazoa; Chordata; Mammalia; Primates; Hominidae. The record is from RefSeq and is a predicted model, not a curated record. Gene Ontology annotation, biological process: mitochondrion organization; small GTPase-mediated signal transduction. The coding region runs from base 1 to 2373 and encodes 790 amino acids. Gene Ontology annotation, cellular component: mitochondrial outer membrane. The transcript is spliced from 18 exons.
AUGUUUCUAUCUUGUAAUAAACAUGGGCAUUUAUUGCAUUAUUGCUGCAUUGUUGCACUGGCUGUCUCUGGUCACUCCUGGCCUGAGCUCAGCCUCUGCCCGUCCCUUAAUCGGCUGUUUGUCAAGGCCCGUCCGCCUGCCAGGGCUCCAGGAGCCUGCGCUGCCCGCCGUGGCCGGCGCGUCCACGCGGUGGCGCGCCGCACAACCUGUCCGCUCUGGCCCGCCCGGCUCGCUGGUGCGGCUGUGCGGGCGGGGCCGGAAGUGUGGGGCCAGCGCGGGGCCGAGAACCGGAAGUGCGGGGCGGGCGCGGGGGCUGAGCGAAAGGCUGAGGACCGGGUCCGGGCCGGGUUCCUGGUCGGGGAGCGGCUCCGGGCGGCAGCCAUGAGGCGGGACGUGCGCAUCCUGUUACUGGGCGAGGCCCAGGUGGGGAAGACGUCGCUGAUCCUGUCCCUGGUGGGCGAGGAGUUCCCCGAGGAGGUCCCUCCCCGCGCGGAGGAGAUCACGAUCCCCGCGGACGUCACCCCGGAGAAGGUGCCCACCCACAUCGUGGACUACUCAGAAGCCGAGCAGACGGACGAGGAGCUGCGGGAGGAGAUCCACAAGGCAAACGUGGUGUGUGUGGUGUAUGACGUCUCCGAGGAGGCCACCAUUGAGAAGAUUCGAACUAAGUGGAUCCCACUGGUGAAUGGGGGGACCACGCGGGGGCCCAGGGUGCCCAUCAUCCUAGUGGGCAACAAGUCAGACCUGCGGUCGGGGAGCUCCAUGGAGGCCGUGCUCCCCAUCAUGAGCCAGUUUCCCGAGAUCGAGACCUGCGUGGAGUGUUCGGCCAAGAACCUGAGAAACAUCUCAGAGCUGUUCUACUACGCCCAGAAGGCUGUCCUGCACCCCACAGCCCCUCUCUAUGACCCUGAGGCCAAGCAGUUGAGGCCCGCGUGCGCCCAGGCACUGACGCGCAUCUUCAGGCUCUCAGAUCAGGACCUGGACCAGGCGCUCAGUGACGAAGAGCUCAACGCUUUCCAGAAAUCCUGCUUUGGGCACCCCCUGGCCCCACAGGCCCUGGAGGACGUGAAGACGGUGGUGUGCAGGAACGUGGCGGGCGGCGUGUGGGAGGACCGACUGACCCUGGAUGGUUUCCUCUUCCUGAACACGCUCUUCAUCCAGCGCGGGCGGCACGAGACCACGUGGACCAUCCUGCGGUGCUUCGGCUACAGCGAUGCACUGGAGCUGACAGCCGACUAUCUCUUCCCUCCGCUCCACGUGCCCCCCGGCUGCAGCACUGAGCUCAACCACCUUGGCUACCAGUUUGUGCAAAGAGUAUUUGAGAAGCACGACCAGGACCGAGACGGCGCCCUCUCGCCCGUGGAGCUGCAAAGCCUCUUCAGUGUGUUCCCAGCAGCCCCCUGGGGCCCCGAGCUCCCACGCACAGUCCGCACAGAGGCCGGCCGGUUGCCCCUGCACGGAUACCUCUGCCAGUGGACCCUGGUGACCUACCUGGACGUCCGGAGCUGCCUUGGGCACCUAGGCUACCUGGGCUACCCCACCCUUUGUGAGCAGGACUCCCAGGCCCAUGCCAUCACAGUCACCCGUGAGAAGAGGCUGGACCAGGAGAAGGGACAGACGCAGCGGAGCGUCCUCCUGUGCAAGGUGGUGGGGGCCCGUGGAGUGGGCAAGUCUGCCUUCCUGCAGGCCUUCCUCGGCCGCGGCCUGGAGCACCAGGACACGAGGGAGCAGCCUCCCGGCUAUGCCAUCGACACAGUGCAGGUCAACGGGCAGGAGAAGUACUUGAUCCUCUGUGAGGUGGGCACAGAUGGUCUGCUGGCCACAUCGCUGGACGCCGCCUGUGACGUUGCCUGCUUGAUGUUUGAUGGCAGUGACCCAAAGUCCUUUGCACAUUGUGCCAGCGUCUACAAGCACCAUUACAUGGACGGGCAGACCCCCUGCCUCUUCGUCUCCUCCAAGGCUGACCUGCCCGAAGGUGUCGCGGUGUCUGGCCCAUCGCCAGCCGAGUUUUGCCGCAAGCACCGGCUACCCGCUCCCAUGCCGUUCUCCUGUGCUGGCCCAGCCGAGCCCAGCACCACCGUCUUCACCCAGCUCGCCACCAUGGCCGCCUUCCCGUGGGUACCUGGCAGCACAACCCUGGGGACUAGCAGUGUCUGUCAUCCGAGCAGUGGGCAGCUGUGGCGUCAGGCCUGGAACUGGGACCAGAGUGGCGGGGUGGAGCUUUGUGUGGCAGAGGGAGCCAGUGCCCAGGCAUGUCCCUCCAGGGCCUGGCCUCCACCGGCUGUGCCUCUGGUCUGGGAUCCCCGCCUGUGGAGCCCUGUGAGUCCAGGACAUGGGAGGGUGCCCAGCAGCAAGCUGGGGGCAUGUGCCUGAGGCAUCUGCAGAUGAUUCUUCUCUCUUGCAGACAUUUGGUCCACGCAGAGCUGCAUCCCUCUUCCUUCUGGCUCCGGGGGCUGCUGGGGGUUGUCGGGGCCGCUGUGGCCGCAGUCCUCAGCUUCUCACUCUACAGGGUCCUGGUGAAGAGCCAGUGAGGCCCCUGGUACCCAAGCCCCUCCCCUGACCUGGGUGUGGCUCGCUGCUGAGGCUCUGCAGGGGCAGCACAGCUGGGGUGCCGGCCAGGCUGCCAUUCCGGGAACGCCUUUGCGCCAGGACUUUUUGUUUCUGAAGGCAGUCGAUCUGCAGCGGGGCCUCAUGCUGCCAUGCACUGCCCUGGCUCCUGCCGGACCCCCAGGGUGGGCUGUGGCAGGUGGCUGAGCAGGAGCUCCCAGGUGCCGGCCACCGCUGUCAGGGAUUGCCCACCGCUGGGCAUCGUGUGUUGGGCUGGGGAGCACAGGUGUGGGAGCUGGUGACCCCAGACCCAGAAUUCUCAGGGCUCUACCCCCUUUCCUGGUCCUGGGUGGCCAGUGGGUAUGAGGAGGGCUGGAAGGCAGAGCUUUGGGCCAAAAGCAGGCGUUGGGUGGGGUCCCCCCUCAAGUUUGGAGCUGUUUCCGUGGUUGCAGUAGAGGACCGGAGGUUGGGUUCCUGAUUAAACUUCACUGUGUCUUUUCUA